UACGCACCUGACAAAGUAAAAGUGAUUAUUCUCUUCUAUUUAAACAUAGCAAAACUGGCUAUCUUACCCUCCCCUCCCUCCCUAUCCGAACCAGUAGUUUUAUACGAUCGUGCUAUACAGAUUUCUCACACUCCACGAUAGAAUUAUGACAGGAUGUUUCAAUUAAGUUGUCAUCUCUCAGCAAUCCUGUUCUACUUGUUUUCCCAGGUGCGGAAUUCCCUUAAUAUUUUAAGACUCUUAUUUCCAAUUCUUCCUAGUUCUUGAUCUCAACAAAUUUUAUGAAUAGCUCUAACGUCACCUCUUAUUGACUGAUGACUAAACAUUUCAUUGCUAUCGAAACGCGCCAAUUAUAAAUUGUGCGAGCAAUCAUUUUAUUCCCUCCUGGGAAAAACGUUCUUUCCUACUGACUAUGAGGCAGAUAUAAAGAAGUGAUCGCAAUAGAUCGGUGUUUCAAGACAAACACAUCGGUGUUUCUGCUGGUUGCAAGGCGACGUUGCGCUUUUCAGAUCUUCGGUGUAGGUUGAUACGGAAACUUGAAAUCUUUUGCAUAAAUCCGUCAAGUGGCUUUUCCCUUUAAGGUCGGCGGUGGACUUGUCAAGCAAUGACGGUCUUUCGCAAGUGUACGGCAGCUGCUCUUCUGGUCUUUGCCAUUUUAUCAACUUAUUCAUCAGCAACAUCAAAUAUCUCUGAUCUUAAAGGUAUUAUUCGUUUAGCUAGUAGUCAUCGUACCCAAGGACGUUUAGAGCUUCUAGUAAACGGGACCUGGGGCACAGUCAGCGGCAAUGUAUCAUGGGGCAUCAAGGAAGCACGUGUUGCAUGCCGGAUGCUAGAUUUGCCCAAUGCUACACAAGCUGUAAGAGGGGGAUUAUUCGGACCAGGCGAAGGUCCUGUGUUGUUUAGUGAAUUCCAGUGUACCGGGACCGAGCAAUCUUUGUUAGACUGCCCUCGAGAAGAUUCGAUUGGUUGUGCCCAUGCGCAAGAUGCUGGUGUCGUUUGCGGGGAUCCUAAAGAUGACGUUUUUCUGGUCGGGGGCCUCACGCCUAACCAGGGUAAUGUCAUUGUUCUAUUAAAUGGAACGUUCGGUGCUAUCCAUGGCGUCGGAUGGGACAGAGAAGAUGCUGACGUCGUUUGUAGGAUGAAGGGUCUCCCACGUGCUAGCAAUAUCGUAAAAGAGGCGUUCUUUGGUGUGCAAUAUGGCAUGCGCACACUACUGAACGAUGUUCAGUGUUUGGGGAAUGAAAGUUCCUUAUUCGACUGCCCGAUGAAGACAGAGGUCAUUGAACACGGGCUUCCGGCGGGAGUGGUUUGCGGAAAUCUGGAGGUGAAGCUCCAACUAGUCGGUGGUCGUACCCCUAGUGAGGGUGUGGUUGAAGUGGCUUUUGGACACACCCACGGAUCUUACAACAAGACCUGGACCAGCCUCGCCAUCACCAGCAGCUGGUCAAUUAACAGCGCCCGGGUUGUCUGCCGAAUGCUUGGAUUCGCUGAUGCAUCUUUUGCUGUUGAUGGAAGGAUGUUUAACGACACCAGUGAAGGAUAUAAUGCGAUGAUAACAGACGUCGAUUGCACUGGAACAGAGACAGCAAUUGGCGAAUGUACAUAUCGGCUGGGCUUUCAAGCACUUAGCCGGAAGGUUGGCGUGAUAUGCGGUCAACGGAAUAAUACAGUUCCAGUCCGUCUCAUCAACGGCACAUUACCUAGCUCUGGUCUCGUUCAGCUCAAGGUGUCUGGCACAUGGGGUCCUGUUUGCGAUAUUACCUGGAAUGUAAAACAUGCGCGUGUUGUGUGCCGAUUACUUGGAUAUCCGGACGCUUUUUCGGCCACUGUAGGGUCCGUUUUCGGACAAAGUUCUGGUAUUGCAGUACUUGGGAUUGUGAGGUGUCGCGGGGAUGAGAGAUCCCUUUUCGACUGUGAUGGGUAUGGCUUCACACCUUGUGACGGACGUGCCAAUGCUGGAGUGUUUUGUGAAGAACCGGCAGUUCAUCUUCGCCUAGUUGGCCGAGGCUCAACGGCGAACCAAGGACGACUAGAACUUUCCAUUGCUGGAAUAAAUGGCACCGUUUGCAAUUUAGGCUGGGAUAGCCUGGAUGCUAGUGUUGUAUGUAGGAUGCUGGGAAGAGGCAGCACAGGGUACCCGGUCAAAAAUACUGCAUUUGGGCCCGGAGAUGGCGCGAUUCUGCUGAGAAAUGUGCGAUGUGAAGGAAAUGAGGUGAACUUGUUGUCAUGCCUACAUGACGUCAUGGGGCGAGAUACAGACUGCAAUCACGAUACUGAUGUUGGUGUUGUAUGUGGAGAUACCGCUGUGCGGCUUCUAAAUGGGUCAUCAUGGAAUAACGGACGGGUGCAAGUGCAAAUAGAUGGGAUCUGGGGCGCUGCAAUAGGUCCAAACUCUGCCUUAGCAAGCUUGACAGUGUGCCGCUGGCUUGGUGUACCAGGAUUUUCUAAUCCCGUUUUCGAUCACGUGUAUGGAGAAGAUCCACGAACAGUGGGGCUUCUGGGAAACGUGUCAUGUGACAACACUCAAUUUCCCCCGACUUUGUUGGAUUGUAGUUUUGAAUAUAAACCGCAAAAUCGAGAACAAGCUGAUAUGUGUGUGGCUUGCGGACCUCCUACAGCAAAUGUGACAAUCCUCGAAUUGUCUGCGUCGUCGCCAUUGAGUGCGGCUUCUAUUGGGGUUCUGUUUGAUAACAGCGAAAACACAUGCUUCAUUUUAGAAAGGCAAACAGACCCUUCAAUUAACGUUCGCCUAGGGCGAGAGGUUUACAUCCAUAGUGUUUCGGUAACCUUUCCUUCUAAGAGUGACAUAACGCCUGUGUUGCGUGUGCGCGCGCAUCCAUCGCACGGGGAAGACGCGCCCAGUGUAUGCUACAGUGGUGUCAGUAGAUUCUUUGUUACUGGUGGAAUGCUGUAUGUUUGUGAUCCGCCUGUCUUUGGCCGGAAUGUCUCGAUUGAGAUGUCUGGACAUAACAAGGUUUUGUCUCUGUGUAGCCUGAACGUCUUUACGUUUGAUAAAAUCCGCGAAUCACUAGGUGUCCUUCAGGAGCGAUGGCCAAAGCAGUUGAUUGACAGAUCUGAAGGCCAGUUAUUAAAGUACAACACUUUCCUGAUCAGGAAUCGGCCUGUGUCUGUGUUCAUCACAAAUGGAUUUCCUGCACUCGCUCGUGAUUACGAUCUUGUGCCAAUACGUGCGACAGCAUACUUUCAGAUUUCUGGCAUGGAGGCUGGCCGUUAUCAUUUCCUGGUGAGUUGUGAUGACGAGUGUGAAAUGUGGCUUAGUGAGGUAUCGGAAGAGGAGUUCCAUUCUGAUGUCACUUACGUGGAUUACAUCAUCAAGGCUCAGCGCAGGUCUCCAUUCAAUGUGUUCAACAAGUAUCCAGAACAGACAUCUAAAGCACAGUAUCUUAGUCCUUGUCGGCUGUACUAUCUGGAGGCAUACCUUCUGCGAAGCCAGGAAUCACACAUGUCAAUCAGAAUUGCUCCAGAGUUUAGCGUGAGCGACCUGAGAGAGAUACCGGCUCAACGCUUGUUUUGGACUGCUCCAGGGAAACGGGAGUUGCUCUUUCAGCUUAAGAAUGUCACAGCUGGAGAAAUUCAAGCUGAACUAGGAUCCCCUAUUGAACUGUCAGCUUCGUAUAGGUUUUGUUGUAAAGGCCUUUUCUGCCCGGAGUACGGCAUCCAUCUGUCGCUAACAGUGGGUCGUGAUUAUGGUGGCUCGUACUACCAGCAAGUCGUAGUGAACGAGAACUUGACCAUCUCGUGUGAAACACGAGCGCUCCAUGUCACGCUACCAGCUGUCUUCCUGCCAAGGGACUAUGCCAUUAGGAUUGUGUACAGCUUUCCCGCGGAGCUAAAAAGAUCUCAUCAACGUCAUUUAGGGAAUUUGAGAAUAUUGGAACGAACUCUAACAGAGUGUAACUUUAGCAAUGGUUUAUGCGAGGGUUGGUUCAUAAAUGACAACCCAAGUUUUUGGGCACUAAACUCCACUGAAAAAGCUCUAUAUAUGGAACGUGCAGGGACCGCAACAUUGGGCUCUGGGACCAUUCCUUGGAUGCCAUCAGACCAGGAUGUGCAGAUAUGCCUAAACUUCGACUACAAACUCGCCAGCGAUGAUCAUUCGAGUAUUGAGGUGCUGUUAGUGAGAUCUAGUAACGAAAGGGUGUUGUGGUCACUGCAUGGUUUUCAUGGAAACAUGUGGAAACGCGGAAACGUUUCAUGGCUGCAACAGAGAAACUCGCAGGUUGUGUUUUCUGGGAAAGCUGCAAGUAAUGCCUCAGCGACCGGUAUUGCAAUACGUGAUAUCCAGAUCACUACUGAGGAUUGCCUCUGUACCCCGGUAAUAGCAGAGCCAGGCUACAAAUGUUUAGACCAUCUCUUCACGUGCAAUAACGGAGAGUGCGUUACAAAGACGUCACGGUGUAAUGGUAUGCGUGACUCGUGUGUGGAUGGAUCAGACGAGAGCGGUUGCACAUGUGGUCUGCAUGAGUUCCAGUGCAGCUCCGGAGAAUGCAUAGAGGUUGCAACAUUCUGUGACGGGAAGAAAGAUUGUGGCGAUAGAUUUGACGAAACACAUUGUGGUUCUCCAUGUCCGGAGGUCUCGUGCCCAGAUGGAACUUGUAUGACGUGGUCAGAGGCAUGCUCCAAUUCUGGGCGUGUUGCUUUCGACGACGACGACAACAACAAUGGUGAUGUUAAACGAAGCUGCCCCGUGUCAAGUGUUGUUUGCGAGACACAGGGUCGGGACUCCGCGGAAUCUCAGUCUUGCAACACCGCCAGAAUACGUCACUGUGGGUUCGAAGAUGCCCUUUGUGGGUUAAACAACCAGGGAUGGACUCGAAAAGUCGCAAAGUUUUCUGCUUUGCAUAAAAUAGUCCCAGAGGACCACACUUUACUAACCCCUGAAGGAUCAUAUUUAUUUUUGUGGUCAACGGACGGGCGAACCACGGGAAACCUAACGACUCGCUGGAGCUCUCGGUCCCAGUCCCUCUGUCUGCAGUUCUGGUAUAAGCUGCGCGGGGACUCGUCUAUCGCCGUCUACAAAGCUACAAACAACACCAAGAGCCUCGUUGCUGUGUGGUCCGAGGAGGCCUGGGGCUCUUGGAGAUUUGCGCAGACGUCGCUUAAUGAUGAUUUGUAUAUGUUCCAGGCGGUCAUCGACGGAAGUGCGCUUGGCGACGAGUCAGUAAUCGCUCUAGAUGACCUUAACAUUGCACAUGGCAACUGCUCUACAAUUAUCAAGCAACGAUAUCCCGGAUGUUCUUUUAGUGACGACACUUGUGAGUGGAAAAUGGGCCAAAACUGGAAGAUCUACAAAGAUUGGAAGAAACCACAAGACCGUAAUUCGUCCUACCUGUACUACGACGGCGCCAGCGAAAACGAAUCCAACAUAACCAGUCCGCAGUUCAAUCCAUUGGUCGAUGGGUGGCGGUGCUUUGGAGUGUGGUUCUGGAGCGAUCAGAAGUACUACAAGCGCUUGAUUACCGUUCGACUGGUUUAUAGUGACUCUGUGAUUGCAUCUUUGUGGAGCUAUCGCUCUGUGGUUAAUAACGGUGUAUACGUGCAGUUGCCGAUCCCGCACAUUGACACUCUCGUUAAGAUUUCCAUAGUUGUACAGAAAAGUCAGGUUGGUCCAAAGAUUGCCUUCAAGAAUGCAACAUUUACUAAGGAGGCGUGCAAACCCAUCACACCUAUCGCCGAGUGCUACGACUAUGCGCUUCUAGACUCCGUUGAGCGGCGAGUCAACAAUACAAACGGUACCAACUGUGACGAUGACUUGAACGGCCACACCACGUGGUACCGGAUCACAGGGGAUGCCGGGAAUCAAAUGCCAACCGACUGUGUACCCAGAGGCCAUUGUGGCUCAGCAGGCACAAUCCAUCUUGACGGAGAGCAUCCUCGUGGUCUCUACGAGUUGUCGAAAUUGGACUACUGCUUGUCCACCAAUUCAUGCUGUAGUGCCAGGGAAAAUGUUAUGGUCCGGAACUGUGGCUCCUAUUUCGUCUACAAGGGCAUCGUCAUCGCAAAGAACGACUGCCCAGCUCAAGUGUGCACUGUUUUUAAGGAAAUUACCCCUGUCCAAGACAGGUCCAGUGAAUGGGAAUCUUGGAUGAGGGUGAACGAUAGCACAUUGUGGAGAACAAGGAGCGAGAACGAUCUUACAGAUUCCAGCAAUCAAGAUCUUGAGAAUUGGACAGCCUCAAACUCUUCGCAAGUAGAGCUCCUUCCGGGUAGCAGUAUUUACGUAUCUUUUAAAUGCUAUCGAGCUGAAGUUGAAGAGAUGACAUUAUGUCUUUGGGUGAAGAUUUCUAACGUGACGCUCGAUGUGGAAUCCUAUUCGCCAGUCAGUCACUUGGGCAACUAUGGCCUUCGGAUCAUAGAGAACAGUUUAACUGUGCUCAUAGCAAACGUUAGCAGGUCGGUCAAUGUUUCUCUGACUGGGGACACAUGGUAUCACGUGUGUUUCACGUGGAAGUCCUCCUGGGGCUUAUGGCACUUGUUUCUUGACGGACAAAUCGUUGGUCAUGGCCAGCACCUCGCCGACAUGGUCAAAGUUCAUGAAGGCUAUUCAUCCAUUGAAGGAAGAGGGAGCAUGUCUCUGGUCACAAGAUCCACUAACGGCAUCCUAAUACCGAAGGCUUCUGUGAAACUGACCGGGUUCAACAUAUGGCCAGUGGCUCUAUCUGGGGAUUUGAUCGGCGCCAUGUCGUACGCUUGCUUGGAUGAGCAUGGAACGUUUGUCUCUUGGUCAUCGCUUUACGAGCAGCUUCAAUCAAAGGAGGAAGUCAAAACCGAACCAGUAACCUGUCUACAACAUGCAGGUCCCUCCUUGUCGUUAAUCAGCAAGAUAAACACCAAUGUUUCGGAUUCUUUCGAGAGCCUGUGGUUCAAUCGAACCCAAGGCACGAACGCUCAAUGCUUGGCCUUCAAGUACAGGAUCGUGUCAAAUGAAAGAAGCAGCCUGAUUCUGUACCAGACGAUAGAUUACCCUGGCAUACCUGAACGCCCCGUCUGGAUAGACUACGGGAAUAACGACAAAGUUUGGAGAACUGGGAAAGUUUGGAUACCGACUUCAUCUGCGUACAAGAUACGCGUUCAAGGCAAUCUCUUCGAUGACGGAUUUGUGUCCAUUUCUGGGAUGUAUUACAGCUCUGAUUACUGCGACUUAACACCAUCAACAGCCAUGAAAGCCUGCAGAAUUAUAAUGACUACACCUAGCGGAGAGAUAUUCUCGCCAAAUUACCCCGGAUAUUACCCAGGAUUCAUGUCGUGCACAUGGCGAAUCAGUGUACCUGUUGGUAACGUGAUCAGACUCACUUUUAUCAUGUUUGACCUUGAGGAUGACCCCUUGUGCGCCCGCGAUUUCUUAGAGCUCAUGGACGGCGGCCAAGAUUCGCGCAUGAGCAUUGGGCGGUUCUGCGGGAACCGUUAUCCGCUGUCCAUAAUGACUGCUACCUCCAGGCUCAAGAUUGUGUUUACAUCUACCGCAUUCUCAGGCCGCCAAGGAUUCAGGCUACGCUAUGAUGCGGUUGUAGAUCACAAGCUGCACUGCAUUGCAGACUGCCCACCAGAGAUCACGUGUUAUAGAUCUACUAGCGGAGUCGUUGUCUACGGAACCACUUUGUUCGCGAUCCCUAAGAGAUUACCUGAGAGCACCGCGGUCGUCUUGUUUGCCAAAAACGACAUUAAUGACCUAAAGGCGACGGACUUUAGUGGCCUUCGAGAGAUCAAAUACCUUGAUUUGAGCUGGAAUAAGAUACUUCGAGUCGACAAGAACGCUUUCAAAUUGGCUUCAAAUCUUCGUGUAUUAAAACUGAACCACAAUCCCAUCAAGUUUAUCGACCCUGAAGUCUUCCAAUUCAUGCCAAACCUACAGAAAUUAGAUCUUGGGGAGAUGGCGCUUUCUGCAGUCCCUAAUGUCUCGUUCUUGAUUAACCUUACAGUCCUGAGCCUUCGGCAGAAUCUCAUCUCGAACCUUCCAGAGAGUGCUCUGCAGACAAAUGUGAACUUGACCUUUCUGUAUUUGCAAGACAAUAGCAUCAAAGAGAUUCCUGAUGGAUUUUUUAAGAGUCUUAAGAAACUACGCGUUCUGUAUUUGAGCGGAAACCAGAUUAAAAGGUUAACCGAGCGGACGUUUAAAGGGCUAGCUUCCCUGGAAAGACUGUAUCUUGAUAACAACCAUCUUGUGGAGUCGGACGUUGAUCAGGACGCAUUUUCAGGUCUUCCAAGGCUGAAGUUUUUGAAACUCGACAGCCUUGUGCUCUGUUGCUAUGCAAUGAAGGAGUCAGAUGACCUCGUAUGCGAGUCUCCAGGGAAUCGCUUCUCGAGCUGCUCCGACCUCCUCAAGUACCCCACCCUCCAGGUAUCCAUUUGGAUCAUUGGCUUUCUGGCUCUCGUAGGGAACUUUUAUGUCUUAUUGUACUGGAAUUUCCUGACCCCAGAAGACCAUCACCAUCGCGCUCACCCUAAAGCACGGGUCCAGUCAUUCCUUUUAACCAAUCUCGCCGUAGCAGAUCUUCUGAUGGGAGUCUACCUUUGGAUUAUCGCUAUCCAAGGGGUUAGAUGGACCGGAGAGUACUUUAGGUAUGACGUGCAAUGGCGUACCGGCAUGCUAUGCCAAGUGGCUGGUGCCAUUUCCACCCUUUCCAGCGAAGUCUCCAUCGUGAUUAUGUUAAUUAUAACUGCAGAUAGACUGAAUUGUAUCGUGUUUGACAUCCGCGCUCGUCCGCUGGGUAUUAAGCCAGCCCGUGUUAUCUGCGCAUUUGUCUGGCUGCUAUUCACAAUUAUGUCAUUUCUACCGAUGGUUUUUACAUCUUAUUUCUACGACAAGUCCGCUGCCCUGCCAUAUUUCGGACGUACAUCUGUCUGUCUGCCACUUGCAUUUUCGUCCGCUCGUCCACACGGCUGGGGCUAUUCUUUCGCGAUAUUUAUCGUGUUCAAUAGCGCUGCGUUCUUGUUCAUCCUGGUUGCGUAUGUGUCGAUCUUCUUGAGGGUGCGCACGUCUUCGCGCGCGGUGCGCUCCACGCUGAAGCGUGACUCAGCUCUGGCAGUUCGCGUGGCGCUGAUCAUCGUUACGGAUUUCUGUUGCUGGAUGCCAAUUAUCGUCAUAAGCAUCAUGGCAUUUCUUAACAAAUUCCAUGACCCGAGCCAAAGUGUGAUGGCGUGGAUAGCAGUAUUCGUUCUUCCCAUUAAUUCAUCUAUCAACCCUCUUCUCUACACUCUCUCCAAUCCACAUGCCAGACAGACUCUCGCAUUCUGGAAGCACUUCAGGAUACGCUUUUGCAAAGUUCGAUGCAGCAGCAGUGCGCCGGCGCCCCCCAACACUCCUGUCACCACCUUGAGCUCGACCCAGGCCCAUACGCCUCAACUCAAAAGAUUCACAUUUUUUAGCGGUGAUGUGAGGAGUCAUGCUACAGAAACCAGGUUGUAGAUAUAUAGGAUGUAGAUACAAUGAAGAGGACGUUUUUAACGCCAUUGAGACCAGGUUGUAGAUAUACCUUACUAUACGGACCCCUUUUCACUAUAUGGACACCAUGUAGUAUUACUCUGGAUAUACUCACAAGAGGACGUUUAUAAACGCCGUUAAAAACCAAGUUGCAAAUAUUACACAGUGCUAUACAGCAGGCGCUAUCCAAAAAAACAAAAAUGCUGAAAAAAAAAAAGACUAAAUGUCAGAACUCUAUAAAUUGUCGUCUGUAAAUUUGUAAAUAUUUGGUUUUAGAUAUGUCCGAUAUAACCGAAAUAAAGACCGAUGUAUAAAUUAA
Nematostella vectensis (starlet sea anemone) is the source of this 9758-nucleotide messenger RNA. RefSeq lists its product as uncharacterized. NCBI's taxonomy places the organism in Eukaryota, Metazoa, Cnidaria, Anthozoa, Actiniaria, Edwardsiidae. Gene Ontology annotation, biological process: G protein-coupled receptor signaling pathway. The record is from RefSeq and is a predicted model, not a curated record. Gene Ontology annotation, cellular component: membrane. The transcript has 52 exons. Gene Ontology annotation, molecular function: protein binding; G protein-coupled receptor activity. Bases 602 to 9424 code for a protein of 2940 amino acids.